Diatraea saccharalis (sugarcane borer) is the source of this 1284-nucleotide messenger RNA. Lineage: Eukaryota; Metazoa; Arthropoda; Insecta; Lepidoptera; Crambidae. The record is from the annotation of a GenBank genome assembly.
AUGUAUCUCGCUGGCACACUGGCAAUUAGUCCAUACAUUAGAGUGCCAAACAACGUCGUGUAUGUUUACAACAAAACUGCGAAAAUAGAAUGUGAAGUGCAAGCGUGGCCAGAACCUGUUCUUGCAUGGCAGAGCAACGACAUUACCCUAGAAGGUCCACGUUAUAGGACUGAGGUGGCAACUACCGGUGAUCCGUGGCGAUGGAUCAUGAGAUUGGAGAUCCCGGGAGUCAGAGAACACGAUAUGCGACAGUACAGCUGCGUAGCAAAGAAUGAAUUGAAUAACCAAACUGUUAUGGGACACAUAAAACUGCAAUAUCCAGGGCCCAACCAACAGAUGACAGUGCAACAGCCAAUGGAGUUCGGCUCUAGACCCCCUCUCCUUACCUCCUACGAGGAAUUAUGCCAGGUUCAACGCUGCCCAUCCUGUCCAAGAUGUGAUCGCGCACAACUGCUUAUCACAACAAUUAACGGCACCGCUGGACAUAAACCUAGGAGGAACACGAAUUGUCAACUUUAUGCGAUUGGUAAGCCAGUUUACCACCGCUUCAAGGAAGAGCUUUUUGGAGCGUGGUUAAGAGAUUCGGAUGCCAGUGAUAGCCAGAGAGAAAAGUUGUGGACUACUAAGGAAAACGAUGUGGAACGCUUACGGGAGUACAAGAGCAAAACCUCAUUCAAGGCAGACCACGUCGACGAGUUUCACAAACUCCAGAAACCUUUCUUUGGAAACGGACAUAUUGUCUACAGCGGAUCAUUCUUCUACCAAGCAAAUGAAUCCGGCCAUCCGGGCGAAAUCAUCCGGUACGACUUGACCCAGAGCCGGAUCAAAUCUGUGCAUCUGCCGCAUGCUGCUGGACGACUCUACUCUGCUCAGCACAACCAGGUGGAUUUCAGUGCGGACGACAACGGACUUUGGGCGAUAUAUUCUAUUGAAAAUUCUAACAAUACCGCAGUAGCUAAGCUCAGUUUCGAUCCAAGCAAAGAUGGUCUUAAUAUUGACUACAUAUGGAAUAUUUCACUAAACCAUAAACAGGUUGGAGAAAUGUUUAUAGUGUGUGGUGUGCUGUAUGCUCUAGACUCAGCAACGGAACGAGAGAGCAAAGUGUCUACAGCUAUAGACCUGUACCUGAAUAAGCAGCUGGAGAUAUCCUUGCAAUUUACCAACCCGUUCAGGAAGACCACGCAGCUCGGUUAUGAUAAUACGCACAAGGCAAGUUUUACCUCUAAAAAUUUACAUAGCAAUUUUGGCGGCACAUUCGCCAUUUACAUUUUUAUUCGUUGGUAA